AUGGAUGUCCUUGAAUUUUUCAUAGAGGACAUUGAACCUAGCAUCCUGUGUGUGUCUGAGCACUGGCUGAGAAAAGAGGAAGCUGAGUACUAUAGCAAUGUGGGGGAACUUGAUUUGGCAUGCAUCUACUCAAGGUGCUUUCAUAGAAAUGGUGGUGCAGCAAUUUUCUUAAAGAAAUCCGUCAAGUUUGAGCAGAUAGAUGUUCAAGAUUACUGUGAGGAACUCACAAUGGAGCUUGUAGCAGUUAGACUGUCAGAAAAUUCCAUCAUUGUGGUCUCCAUUUAUCGGUCUCCAGAUGGCGAUUUUGAGCAGUUCAUAGGGCGUCUGGAUGAUCUGCUGAAUGUUUUGACAGGGCAGCAUGGUUCAAGAGUGAUGAUUGGGGGAGAUUUUAACAUUCAUCUGGAGGUUCCAUCUAGAGAGAGAAAUGAUUUCUCUAACCUGCUACGAGGACAUGGACUUUUUGUUGCUAACCACCUUCCAACAAGAGAAACUGCAUGCUUGGACACAGUAGCCACAGACUUGGAAUCAUGGGAGUAUAGAGUUGAAGUCUUUGACCCCAUGGUAUCCGAUCACUGUGCAGUUGUUUUGACUAUGAAACAAGAUACUGGAGAUGAGCCCCCACAAACCUGGCACUCAAAUUACAGUUUCAGCAGCAGAAGUGUUAGAGAUGAACUUAUACCUUGUUUCUGCAGCAGGUUGAGCGAGAUAAAUUGGAAUGAGGUUAUCAGACUGGUCAAGCCUGAAUAUGCAUUUGAUAUGCUUAUUGCUGGGUACAUGAGCAUUUUUGACUUGGUUUUUCCAAAGGUGAUAAGAAAGGUGCCAAGGUGUACAAGCAGGGUUCCAUCACACUCAAAGGAUAGAUCUUGGUUCACUGAAGAUCUUGCCAGACAGAAGAACUUGGUGAUACUCCUACAUCACUUGUACAAAUCAGCAGUGUCCCCAGAGGAGAAAAUGGUAAAGCAUAGGCUCUAUGUGGGACAAAACAAAAUCUUCAGAGAAAUGGUUAGGCAGGCAAAGAAAGUAUACACUGCUAAUACCAUUGAAUUGGCUCCAAAUAGCUGUAAGGCAGCGUGGGAGGCCAUAAACAAACAUCGCCCCAAAAAGCCCAAAGUUAAAUCAAACAUCAGUCCAGACAAUUUCAAUGAUUACUUUGUGAAUGCUAUUGAGGAUGUUUUGAAGAAUCUAGAUGAAGCUGACAUGGACCCUGUGGAGAAUGUUACAAAUACAGUUCAUAAGAUGGAUGUAUGGAGAAGUAUCAAUGCGGAUAGAGUCAGAAACAUUGUCAGUGGCUUGAAAAACUCCAAAACACAGGAUAUAUUUGGCCUAUCCACUUCUGUCUUGAAAGAGACCAUUGAACAUGUAGCAGAACCAAUGGCUACAGCAGUUAACCACUGUUUGAGGUUGGGAGUAUUCCCAGACACACUGAAGCUGGCAAGAACACUACCAAUUCACAAGAAGGGAAAUACAGAGAUUCCAUCCAAUUUCAGGCCUAUUUCAAUAGUGCCAAUAAUGUCAAAAGUGAUUGAAACUGAGAUGAAGCUGCAACUUACCAACUUUUUGUGA
Nilaparvata lugens (brown planthopper) is the source of this 1563-nucleotide messenger RNA. RefSeq lists its product as uncharacterized. The record is from RefSeq and is a predicted model, not a curated record. NCBI's taxonomy places the organism in Eukaryota, Metazoa, Arthropoda, Insecta, Hemiptera, Delphacidae. The transcript has a single exon. Bases 1 to 1563 code for a protein of 520 amino acids.